UAUGUAGAAAUGGCGAAAAAUUACGAUUACAUGUUUAAAAUCUUACUAAUCGGUGACUCCGGAGUUGAUAAAACUGAAAUUCUAUUUGCAUUUACGGAGGAAUAUGUGUCAUUUAUAGGCCCUAUAGGUAUUGACUUCAAAAUCAGAAUUAUUGAGCUUGCUGGAAAGAGGAUCAAACUUCAGAUAUGGGAUACUGCAGGUCAGGAGCGAUUCAGGACAGUAACUUCAGCUUAUCUUCGAGGCGCUAUGGGCGCAAUGUUGGUGUACGACAUUACAAACGAAAAGUCCUUUCAAGACGUAGAACAUUGGCUGAAGAAUAUAAAAGAGUUUGGCGCAGAAGACAUACAACUUAUUCUUGUAGGGAACAAGUGUGAACUGAACCAUUUGAGAAUGGUUGGGGAAGACAAAGGCAGAGAGCUUGCAUUGUCACACGGCAUUAACUUCAUAGAAGUUAGUUCAAAGAAAAGGAUCAACAUAGAAAAGGCAUUUUUCACUCUAGCAGAAGAUAUACUAGCUGUCAUGGAAAAGCAGUCGAAAGAAAAAUCUUUGUUUUAUAAUAAAGCUCAAAAAGAUUCUGGGACCGGGAAGGACAAGAGCAUUUUCAAAAGAAUUUUCCAGCCGCUCUUUGGGGGAAAGACGCAACCAUCCACAUCCGUUCCUGAGGAGAUAAAACAAGAUCCUUACGCUUUAGAUCUAUACGAGAGAGCUUUGAGAGACGGCAAAGAAAAGGAUCGGUCCAUUCGUGUGAACAUAGUUGGCAACUACAGACAAGGUAAAACGUCUCUGAUGAGAAGACUUUUAGGUCAGAAAGUCACUGAUGUUUUAAGUACAGAUGGUAUAGAUGUCAUUCAUUACAAAUGUCUGCGUAAAACAGAUGGAAAAUUUUCUUUCAAAGCAGUUAAAGAAAAAGAUGAAUCUGAUAUUGUAGAACGACUGGUUUCUGUUGCUUUGACAUCAAAACAUGAACAACAACAACAUCAACAACACCUGACGGCAACUACACACACAGAAAGAUAUGGAAAAGAACAUAAAUUAAACACGAUGACAACUCCUCAAGAGACAAGAAAUUUGGACAGUUCUGAAAGAAUUGGGAAAAACAAGGGCGAGCAAGUACAACUGAAUACAAAAAGCCAUCAACUGGAAAAACUAGGUUCACCCGAUAAGGAUAUAGCAACCUCUGAUGAAUUUUUAUUGACUGCGAGUAUUGAAAGUAAGAAUAAAAACACUACGUUGUCUGUAAAAGAAAAGGAAACAUUUCGUAGAGAGUUAGCUAAACGAAAAGUGCCGUCUUCAACCAAGGAAAUCCAAACUUUGUUUGACAUAUGGGAUUUCGGUGGACAACAUAUAUUCUACGCAACACAUACAAUAUUUCAUAGUAAAAAUGCAAUUUAUCUAUUGGUUUUUGAUCUGUCCUUGGAAUUAAAAAGCGUGAUUGUUGAUGAAGACUUUCCAGAAGAGACUGGCGACAAAGAUAUGGAGUAUUUCCUUCAUUUUUGGAUGAAUUCCAUUCAUUCAUUUGUUGGUUCUGAGGAUGGUUAUAAACCGAAAGUUAUUCUUGUAGGUACUCAUAAAGACAAAGUAAAGGGAACUGCGAAAGACAAAUCGCAACACAUAGAACAAUACUUCAAUAAGAUAAGAACAAGUUUUGAUGGAUCCAAGUUGUUAAAUCAUAUACAUUCUGAAGACUUUGCAGUUGACAACUCUAUUGCGAAUGACAAUACAGUCUUGGCGUUACGCGAAACGAUUAUAACACUUGGAGACGCGCAGUCAAAAACCAUAGAAAUACCAGCGAAAUGGAUUCAGUUGGAAAAGUCACUGAAUGAACGGAAACAUAUCAAAAUAAUUCCAUUUGAACUUGUCCUUGCCAUUGAUGAAGAAAAUGAGGUUCCUAUAGGCGAACCAGAACUGAUUAAGUUGUUUCUGCGAUAUCACCAUAGUAAAGGAAAUUUCGUCUUUUUUGAUGAGGAACCACUGUCAGAUCACAUUGUUCUUGAACCACAGUACCUCAUUGACGCUUUCAAAUGUAUCAUCACUACAGAGCGUUUUUGUACAAAUGAUCCAGAUAUAAGGCCACUUUGGAAGACAUUACAGACAGAAGGAAGACUAGAAGAAGCUUUAAUCGACAAACAGUGGGAAAAAGACAAAGAUAAAAUGUUCAUGGAACAUAAAGACAUAUUGAUCUUAUUUCUUACUAAACACCAUAUAAUUUCAGAGGCAACAAGCUUUGACGAGACCACACAACAAUCUUUUCGACUUGGUUGGUUUGUCGUCCCAAGCUUGCUGAAUGCUCACUUACCUCAGGUGGAAAUACAACAAUUUUUGAAAGGAAGAAAACAAACCAUUGUCCGUUUUGUGAUGUCGUUUGAUAACUCAACUAUAGUUCCAACGAUAUACCAUCGUCUUAUGGCAGGUCUGAUCGGACAAUGGCCGAUUGCGCUACUGGGCACAAAAACCCUCAUGUCUAAAGAUAAGUGCGUUGUUAGAUUGAAUAUAGAUCAUGCUGGAAUAGCAGAAAUGAGGUUUGAUACGACUGAGCUGACAGUUGUAAGCCUUUGUCCUUCUUCUCAUGUUCAUCCUGUGCAAGCAGAUAUUUUCAGGCGAUUUUCGGAAGCUCUUAUCAUCCAUGAAUUUUCUAAGUUGGAAAGGAAGCACGAGGACCACACAAAACCGUAUAGCACGUGGGUCAGGUGUAACCAUGAGUAUCACGAUGACAGCGGAAGUAUUAACAUCAUAGAUAUUGACCAAGAGGUCGACAAAAACCUGAUUCCAUGUCCAGAUCUUAUACCACAUGAUAUAGAUGUUCAGAAAACAAAAGCGGAAUGGUUUCAAGAUCAUACCGCUAUAUCACCAGUUCAAAGUUCGGAACUGAAUGACAAUAUUUUGAGUAAAAUAUCACGGUGUAUAGGACAUAACUGGCAGCUUCUUGGGUUGGAACUUGGCUUGGGACAGGCAAAGAUAGAGCAAAUAACUGAAGAUCAUCCACACAGUACUGCAAUGAAGAUAUAUUACAUGUUGAAAUCCUGGUGUCGUCAAAUGGCUGAUUCAGCAAAUAUAAAUGUCUUGGUACAGACAAUGCAAAAAUGCCCAAACGUGACUUUUCAGUGGGAUGAAAUUAGAAACAUUGUUGAUGAUAUAAGGUGAUCAGAUCACUCAGCGAUUGUCAGUCCGAAUACAGAAAACUCGAUACAUUUUAGUUUCAAAAAAUGAACGUAAUAAUGUUUGAGAAAACUCGUUUUGUGCUAUGCAAAACAACAAAUAAAAGAGGAAUUGCUCCCAAUGUAUGCCCAUCUUUUAAGUUUUCAGCAAAUUUGACUUUUCGAGUGAAUAAUUCUCCCGUAAGAGGUAACAUUCAGAAUGUCUUGAACUAGUGUGAACUUGAAAUAUACAAAACAAGGCAUUCAAUGACAUAAUAAAGUUAAACACAUGUAACUUUGUUAGAGAUUUAUUCAAGUUUAAAACUUGUCUUCUAGUGUAAUUAUCAAAAUAACUCAAAGAUCGGGUUUUGAAAAUUUUGACAUUUAAUAAUGUUCAUACUAAGAUAUGAUUACUUGCAUCUGUGGCUAUCAGUGAAAUAACAUAAUGUAUCGGUAUUGCAUCAAAUACUUGCUGGCGUGUCUGAUAUUUGAAAAAAUUGUGGAUUAUCGCGUAGAUGAUUGUUGAAUAAGUCGUUGUUUAAGCUACUGCAUUUGUUACGUAUUCUUGCAUGAUGUACUUGCAGGAAACGGUCACCUACAAGAAAAUAUGUUGGAACAACGGGUGGGUUAAAUAGUUUAAUUAGCUUUCUUUUAAAUGUGGAGAGAGUUUCUGAAUUUCGGGUUUCUAUAUCUAAAUCAUUCCAAAGCUAAAUAGAUGAUGGUAGUACUGAUCUGGAAUAAAUUUCGAGACGACAGGCAAUAGUUGCAUAGUCGAGAUGAUUUCUCAAAUUGUAUGAGUUUGUAUCACUAACCAUAUCAGGUAAAAGUUCAUUUAAGUAGCUCGGUAAAUCGCCAUUUUUGAGUUUUGAAAAUAAGAAUUAGUUUUUGUAAUUUACAUCAAUCGGAUAAUGAAAUCCAGCCAAUUUCCUUAAUAAGGUUAUUUAUGGAAACAGAUCUUGUUAAACCGGUUACUGUUCUAGCAGCAUCGUACAGGAUUUUCUCAAGUAAUUCGUAUAUUGUACAAUUGACCCAGAUAAUAGAGGCAUACUCUAAAACUGACCUUACGUAGGAGAUGUAGAUUUGAUUGAAAGUUGCUCGUUUUAGUGCAAGUUUUAAAAAUUUCAUUGUCCCUAAUACUUUAGAUGCUGAAGAAGCUAUGUUCGAAAUAUGUGUGUGCCAAGUUCCAUCAUCACGAAACGUUACUCCAAUGUUUGUGAGUUUUAACAUAGCUGAGCUGAACAUUGUCAAAAAGUAAGGAGGGUCUAGCAAUAUUGUUUUUGGCAAGAGUAAAAAACAUUACUUCUGUUUUAGAAGGAUUAAAAUUUACUAGCCAUUUUUGAGCCCAAUUUGAUAUCAUAUGUAAAUCAUGGUUUAGUACUGUUUCGAUAUAUUCAACAUUGCCAGAACUAACGGCGAGUGAACUGUCGUCAGCAUUUAGUCGAGAUAUACUUAAAAGAGACUCGAUAAUGUCGUUUACGUAGAUACGAAAAAAUAAAGACCCCUCGGGGCACUCCUGCUUUUACUUGUGUUUCACCAGAAUAGGAAGAUCCAAUAAAGACUUUUUGGCUUCGA
This is a messenger RNA of Mercenaria mercenaria, 4706 nucleotides long. RefSeq lists its product as uncharacterized. Bases 10 to 3141 code for a protein of 1043 amino acids. Gene Ontology annotation, biological process: signal transduction; protein secretion; regulation of exocytosis. Lineage: Eukaryota; Metazoa; Mollusca; Bivalvia; Venerida; Veneridae. Gene Ontology annotation, molecular function: protein binding; GTPase activity; GTP binding. The transcript has 9 exons. The record is from RefSeq and is a predicted model, not a curated record. Gene Ontology annotation, cellular component: endosome; synaptic vesicle; plasma membrane.